Messenger RNA from Ustilago hordei, 1539 nucleotides. RefSeq lists its product as uncharacterized. The record is from RefSeq and is a predicted model, not a curated record. Gene Ontology annotation, cellular component: plasma membrane. Gene Ontology annotation, molecular function: nickel cation transmembrane transporter activity. Gene Ontology annotation, biological process: nickel cation transmembrane transport. The coding region runs from base 1 to 1539 and encodes 512 amino acids. The transcript has a single exon. Lineage: Eukaryota; Fungi; Basidiomycota; Ustilaginomycetes; Ustilaginales; Ustilaginaceae.
AUGAGGUGGUGGAAGUGGCGUACAAGCAAGCGACCGACGCUGCUGUUACGAUGCAUUUUGCUGAUCGCAGCUGAGUUAGCUGUCAAUGCUCUCCUUUGGCUAGUCGCAGCGAUCGUAUUCCGCCAUCGAACACGCUUCUUGACGCUGUCGCUGCUGGCUUGGACACUCGGUCUGCGACAUGCUCUGGACGCCGAUCACAUCUCAGUAAUCGACAAUGCGACUAGACGUAUUGUUUCGCUAAACCACGAUAGCAAGACAUGCGACAAACGUCAAGCAAGACCCAGAAGGCCAGUCACCUGCGGCUUGUGGUUCUCAUUGGGACACUCGACAAUUGUCGUUGCUGUCAUCUGCGCCAUUGCGAUCAGCUUGGGAAUCGUAGAUCGCCUUGGCAAGGUCAGCUCUGUGGGCGGUCUUAUCGGUGCUUCGGUGUCCGGUUCCACGCUCUUCCUGUUCGCGAUUGUCAAUUCGAUCCUGCUGUAUCAAAGCGUCAAGGCAACUCGCAAGUACAACGCUCAAACCAAGGCAGAAGUAUCGCAGCGAUCCCCCAACAAUCACAGCGAUGCUGUCAAACUAGACAAGAUCAAAACAAGCCAUGUAUCAUCAGACAAGGAGGCGAACAGUGACAGCGAUCAAGUUAAGGACCACCGCUUUCGAGGCAUCUUUACAAGACUGGCAUAUCCACUCUUCCGUCUCGUGGAUCGACCGUACAAGCUCUACCCGAUCGGUGUCUUAUUUGGGCUUGGCUUCGACACUGCUUCUUCGAUUGCACUGCUCGGUAUCGCAGGCGCGACCAACACAGAAGUGAAGGACACUGGACUCGAGUCAGACCAGGCCAUUUUGCCAGGCAACGCUACGACUCGGUCAGAUGCCUCGAUUGUACUCUUAGCGCUGCUCUUCACUGCAGGCAUGACGCUGGUGGAUAGUCUCGAUUCUGUACUUAUGGUCAACGCUUACGCUCCGGGUGAGCUGCUCGCACCAGCAGAGCAGAGCACCGAAGAAGGAAGAAAUCGAAUGCCGCUUCCUUGGCUUCGACAAAUGCGAUUCCUGGAAGAUAGCCACUCUGGAUCAAAAGUUUUGCAGACGCUUCCUCACAGCAAUGCAGACGUCCUCAAGGCUGCUCUGGGCGAGGAAAAAUGGAAAGCAGAUGUCGUCUCACCAGCAGCCGAAGCGCAAGAGCUGCGUUUGGUGAACAAGAGGGAGGACAACAUGGAGGACGAGGAUGAUCGUGUAGAAGUAAGCCGCAGUACUUGCACAUCGCUGUCGCAUCUUUUGACCUUGCUGUCGAUUGUGCUGGCGUUUGCGAUCUCGAUCAUCACGUUGGUCGGGCUGAUUGGGGAAAACUGCGAUCGUUGCGCGAGAGCAGCCGCAAAGCAAGACGAGACAUACGAUGGUGGUCUUGAAGGCCGAUGGUGGUUGUUUUGGCAAAAGGCAAACGAUGCGUCCGGCAUCAUUGGAGCGUGCAUUCUUGGUGGCUUCGCAGCUGUUUUGCUCAUCUGGUACGUUGGCAAAGCGGCCCUAAAGCGAUGCCGCCGUUUGUGA